AUGGCUUCGGCAGGAAAACCAAAUCUUGAUGACAGUAGACGGAGUACUGGCUCUCCGAAGCUCAAAGGACGCGAACACACCAAAGACACACUUUGCCGCAAUGUGACAAUAUAUGGCCGCUGUCGAUAUGAGGAUAAAGGCUGCGCAUUUAAUCAUGACCCGCAAAGAGGCAAUGUAACGCAAAGUGCUGAAUUUGCCAAAAAGCGUUUAAAUGUUGACUCGCCGAGCUUCACACCGGCCGCUACACCUCUCAAUGGGUCAUCUGGUCUGAAGAAGUCUGCAACAAUCUCUCCCAAAGCUGCCAGCGCUGCCCCCUUCCUCCCUAAGAGCGUACUAUCACGAUCCAAUGCUGCAACGCCUCAAAAUGUAGCGGAUAGCUCUACACCUGAUUGGUCAAUCGGCGAAAUCCAAGAUUUCGUUCCUCAGGGUUUUGACAGUUCACAAGUGGAUACAAUUCAUGGACACGGCAACGGAACGCUUUCAGCUCCAUGCUAUGAUCCGUUCGUUUCAUCUACUGCGUCAUCGGGGGGCUCUAGCGCUGUUGGCCACCAGGUACAACCCAAUCCGUACUCACACGACCCGUCAGCGAUGGGUGGGCCCGCCUUUUUUGGGGCCCAGAGUGCUUUCCAACAACCAGUCCAAUACCAUCUAUAUGCCCCCGUUGGACCACAUAACCAGAACAUUCUAGGCUACCAACGAAAUGUACACGAUCUAUUCCUACCAAAUUCCUUUCGAGAAGAACUACAAAAGAAAGCAGCGGCUACACUUCAGACACUACCCAACUCUCAGCUUCCCGCCCAGAUAGACUAUUUUCACUCACUUGUACCGCUUGACCUUUCGCAUCAAAAAAAUGCUGCAAUUUUUGGGUAUCCUAGUUGGGUAUAUAAAGCACAAUCCAGCAAGGAUGGAAAUUUUUAUGUUCUCAGGCGGCUAGAGGGAUUUCGAUUGACGAAUGAAAAAGCGAUUCGAUCAGUGCAAAACUGGAAACGGGUGAGCUGUGGAAGUGUAGUCACUGUUCACGACGCCUUCACCAAUCGCAGUUUUCAAGAUAGCUCGCUUGUUUUCGUCACGGAUUAUCACCCGUUAUCCAAAACACUCGCCGAACAACACCUUGUUGAUGGCCAUGGUCGCUAUCAGAAUCGCCAUAAUUCUGGCCAUAUUCCGGAGCAGAUACUGUGGAGCUAUGUGACGCAAAUCGCAAAUGCCUUGAAAGCAAUUCAUACCGCUGGCUUAGCGGCUCGUGUUAUUGAGCCCAGCAAGAUUCUUCUCACUAGCAAGAACCGAGUUCGGUUGAACGCCUGCGCUAUCCUAGAUGUCGUACAGUUUGAUUCGCAAAGGCCUCUCGCUGAUCUUCAGCAACAAGAUUUAGUUAACUUCGGUCAACUUAUAUUAGCGCUUGGUGUUAAUUCAUCCUCUGUUGCUCACAAUCCAACAAAGGCCAUGGAACGCCUCAGUCGCAUCUACAGCGGGCAAUUGAACAACUCGGUCUUCUGGCUACUAAACUGUAUGCAAAAAGAUCAAGAGCGGACGAUCGAUGUCUUCAUUUCUGGCAUCUCAUCACAGCUAAUAUCCACUUUCGACUCCUCUCUACACCUCGACGACCAGCUUAUCUCAGAUCUUAGCCGUGAAUUAGAGAAUGCUCGACUUGUUCGGCUAGUCACCAAACUUAACUUCAUUAACGAACGACCAGAGUAUGAACAUGACCGCCAGUGGUCUGAAAAUGGGGAACGAUAUUUCCUCAAAUUGUUCCGGGACUUCGUUUUCCACCAAGUCGACGCGCAGAACUCGCCCGUUGUUGAUUUAUGUCAUGCUCUAACUUGUUUAAAUAAGCUGGACGCUGGAGUCGACGAGAAGAUUACUUUGAUCAGUCGUGACGAACAAUCAUGCUUCAUUGUGAGCUAUAAAGAACUAAAAAAGGCUGUGGAAACGUCAUUUCAGGCUUUGCUGAAACCGGCACGGAGAAUUUAA
Messenger RNA from Ophidiomyces ophidiicola, 1968 nucleotides. RefSeq names its product PAB-dependent poly(A)-specific ribonuclease subunit 3 (gene PAN3). The record is from RefSeq and is a predicted model, not a curated record. The transcript is spliced from 9 exons. The coding region runs from base 1 to 1968 and encodes 655 amino acids. NCBI's taxonomy places the organism in Eukaryota, Fungi, Ascomycota, Eurotiomycetes, Onygenales, Onygenaceae. Gene Ontology annotation, molecular function: ATP binding; metal ion binding; protein kinase activity. Gene Ontology annotation, cellular component: PAN complex; P-body. Gene Ontology annotation, biological process: mRNA processing; protein phosphorylation; nuclear-transcribed mRNA poly(A) tail shortening.